GGUUGGCCAGUGGGGGUUAUUUCCACCCAAAUGUGUUGCCAUUAACUACCAAGAUGGCAUUAAUGAUUAAUGCCAUCUUAAAGUUGCUUGAAGUAGGUAUUGUAUUCUCUAAUUUCAGACCAAAACGAAUAUUUAUUACCAAUCAUAAACGAGUCGCAAUUCUUUUGACACUUCAAAAAGUAUCACUUUAGAAUCGGGUAUAAUUACUUAUUUGAGACCUGUCUAUAAUUCUUAAUUUGUGCCUCCCAGUAAUUUUCUGGAUUUUUCGAUCCGGAAAGUAAUCAAAUCAUCAUGUCAUUACCAAAAGUGAUGGUCAUUUUGUGCCUAAUGUUUCUGUGUUUCAAUUUAAUUGCUGGUGCUAAAACCCCAGAGCCAGAUGAGCCGUGGGCACAUAAGGAGACUCCAGAUGAAUUAGAGCAAAAACUCCAUUCAUUACUGCACGAAUUGGAUGAAGUUGCUGGACACAAGUACAAUGAUGCUUGCGAUACCAGUAUCUACGAGUACAAGGCUUACAAAAAUUUGACUGACGAAUUACAAAUCUUGGAGGGUGAUUCCCGUUACUACGAUAAGUUUGAAAUGUUUGAGAACAGGAAACCGAUGAAUUUUUACUAUAAAACUUUGACAAGUCUUGUUAACAAGAAGAAGAAGUUUUUCUGUCCCAUUACGAAAGGAAUGACCUGCAAAGAUAAAAUUUGUUCCUGCCGAACGGAUUAUCCUGGCGCAAAUAAAGAUAAUAUCAAGGUCAAUGUUACCGAUGAUCUAUCGGCCUGCUAUUUCCAGGAAGGAAGCAACUGUAAAAUUGAAUGGGAGACAAAAUGUAUGAACAACACCAAUUGCUUGGUCAAAAAGGAUGCAAAUCAGCCAGAAGCAAACUUGUCAUGCACACAAUUGAAUUUGGACAAGUAUUUUUUGAAAAAUUCGGAUACCUGCUCCUGCGAGUUCAAUGUUGCAGGCCGACAUUUAAAAAUUGACCAACUUCUCGACUCUAUCAAAGCAAUCCCUCCCAUAAACUACGGCGAAUCUUGUGAAGUAGACCACGAACGCAAUUACGCCAUAUUGGAGAAGGUCGUCGAGUCCAACUCUAUCGAUGACUUUUACAUGAACAAAGGCCAGUACAACAGUGUCGUCUCAAGUUUGGAGGAUGGGCUAAAAACUGGAUCAAAAAUGGUGUGCAACAAGAACAAAGUCGUGCUCGUUUGCAGCAACUUGACAAAAACGUGUGUUUGUAAGUAUAGCGGAACUUACCAGAGUUCUGACCAAGGUGGACGAUGCGAGCUCAGGAGUGGGAGUGAAUGUGAUAUCGGUGACAUACCUUGCCCAACUGGUGAAAAGUGUGUAUUUGACAUCAAGUCUUUGGACACGAAGGUCCUCUGCACAGAGUCAAAUAUGAAGGACCUUGAUCAGUAUGAACAAAUCUCAAAGAAAUGCAUCUGUUCUCCGCAUCAAGCCAAAAAGAGGUUUCAAAGCAAAGAUCUUCACAAGUUCCAUCAAGAGGACAAAAGGAAGAUGGCCGAAUUAGUGCGAAAAGUUCAUGAUAUCUCCAACUGGAAAGUUCUGGCACGCGGGGACAACUGUUCUUGGGACGUGGACAGGGCGUACUUUCAACUUGAUGAUUAUGUCCGAGCAAAUUUGGAACAUGUUUAUUUCAAGACGCGUUACUACAAGGAUGUCCAGUCCAUGAUUAACAGCAACGGUGCAAAGAAUGGGGUGUGUCACCUCAUAAACAAAUCGAUGCGGUGCGACUUUCUGCAACAAAAGUGUCUCUGUCCAACGGAUGGAUAUUUGCUGGAAGAGAUCCCAUCCACCUACGACUCUGGAUUGGACCGAUGUGUCCUCAAGUCAGGAAGUUUGUGCCACACGACGCUCACGGAAUGGAUUCAAUGUCCCCAAGGAGAGAAAUGUAUGUACAAGGAAAUACCCGUCCUAUGCGAUCGAAAAAAUCAGAAGAAAAUUGUCGACAAAAAAAUGAGACUGAAGAGUGCAAAGUGUUUCUGCUCUUCGACCAAAGUACAGGAAAUUGAUGAUAAACUUGCCAAACGGUUUCAACACAAGGAGAGGACGGAAUUCUAA
This is a messenger RNA of Folsomia candida, 2070 nucleotides long. RefSeq lists its product as uncharacterized. The record is from RefSeq and is a predicted model, not a curated record. Bases 292 to 2070 code for a protein of 592 amino acids. The transcript is spliced from 5 exons. Lineage: Eukaryota; Metazoa; Arthropoda; Collembola; Entomobryomorpha; Isotomidae.